Molecule: messenger RNA, 249 nt
Organism: Nannospalax galili (Upper Galilee mountains blind mole rat)
Lineage: Eukaryota; Metazoa; Chordata; Mammalia; Rodentia; Spalacidae
Gene: Litafd
Product: LITAF domain containing
Biological process (GO): regulation of cytokine production
Molecular function (GO): zinc ion binding
Source: RefSeq, a predicted model, not a curated record
AUGUUCAACGGCAUGCCUAGGGUGACGUCUUCCAUGCCGAUGCACGUAUGUCCCUACUGUGGGCACCACAUCAUCACAGUGACCACCCCCAUCCCAGGUCUCUUCACCUGGUUGCUGUGCAGCGGUCUCUUUGUGUUUGGGUGUGUCCUGGGCUGCUGCUUCCUCCCCUUCUGCAUACGGAGCAUGAUGGAUGUGAGCCACUCCUGCCCUGUCUGCGGGAAGGAGCUCUUCCACCACCACCGCCUGUGA